AGAGAUAUUAUGAGGCUGUUGUCAUUAGGGCGAUCGCGGCCGAAUCACUGAAUCUGUUUUCGCCGCGGCGGCGGCGGCAGCCGCUCUGGCUCUGGAGGUGUGUGCGUGUGUGCGUGUGUAGUUCGUGUGCCUGUGGGUGUCUGAGCGAGCAAGCCGGUGCGCAGAUGCCCGCCUGUACGUGGGUGAGGGUGUGUGAGUGCGAGUGUCCUGCGUGCGUGUGAAAGGUGGUGGGUGGGAGUGAGUGUGUGCGCGCGGGGGGAGUGUGAGUAUACGUGUGUGUGCAUGUCUGGGUUCGGAUGAGGGUCUCUAUGCGGGUGUGGAUGCGCGUGGGGUGCGUGAGCCCCCUUUCCCUCCCCUCUUUCUCCUCUUUUUCAUUUCCUCCGUCUGCCUCUUGCCGUCCUUUCUUUUCGCCUUGAUCCCGAUUCCUUUCUCUCGUCCUCCUCUCCUUCCUUCCUUCCUUCCUUCCCUCUCUGCCUCGCCCGCUCUCUGUCUUUCGAGCCCCUCCCCCGUCCUCCAGGCUGGGUCCCAUGGUGUUCCGAUCCCCUUUAGAGCUUUAUCCCACCCAUUUCUUUCUGCCAAACUUCCCCAGCGACCCGCACCACCACCACCGCUCGCUUCUUCUGGCCACUGGUGGCAGCAGCAGCAGCUCCGGAGCUGGAGGCGGCGGCGGUGGCAGCGGCGGCGCCGCCACCGGGUGCAGCGCCGGAGCGGCCGGUGGCGGUGGCGGCGGCGGGGGAGGAGGAGGAGGCGCCUCGCGGGGAGCCCCGGAAGAGCCGUCCAUGUUCCAGCUGCCUACGCUCAACUUCUCCCCGGAGCAAGUGGCCAGUGUCUGCGAGACACUGGAGGAGACGGGGGACAUCGAGAGGCUGGGCCGGUUCUUGUGGUCCUUGCCGGUAGCGCCCGGAGCAUGUGAAGCCAUUAACAAGCACGAGUCCAUCCUGCGGGCCCGAGCGGUGGUGGCCUUCCACACGGGCAACUUCCGAGACCUUUAUCACAUCCUGGAGAACCACAAGUUCACCAAGGAAUCGCACGGCAAGCUGCAGGCCAUGUGGCUGGAGGCUCACUACCAGGAAGCCGAGAAGCUGCGCGGACGCCCCUUGGGGCCGGUCGACAAGUAUCGCGUCCGCAAGAAGUUUCCCCUGCCGCGAACCAUCUGGGACGGCGAGCAGAAGACCCACUGCUUCAAGGAACGGACUCGCAGCCUCCUGCGGGAAUGGUACCUCCAGGACCCCUACCCCAACCCCAGCAAGAAAAGGGAACUGGCCCAGGCCACCGGCCUGACGCCCACGCAGGUCGGCAACUGGUUCAAGAACCGGCGGCAGAGAGACCGGGCGGCGGCCGCCAAGAACAGGCUCCAGCACCAGGCGAUCGGACAGAGCGGCAUGCGGUCGUUGUCAGAACCGGGCUGCCCGACUCACAGUUCGGCGGAGUCUCCGUCCACGGCGGCCAGCCCCACUACCAGCGUCUCCAGUUUGACAGAAAGAGCCGAGACGGGGACAUCCAUCCUCUCGGUAACCUCCAGCGACUCAGAAUGUGAUGUAUGAUAAUGGAAAGGAACAAAAGCUAAGAAAACAACAAUAAUAAUAAUUAAAACAAAAACUAGUAAAAGGCAAAGUAACGCCCCCGCCGUCCCAUCCCGAGCAAGCGCGCACCCAACUCCCUCGACGAACUGCCCCAGCUCCCCGAGAGAAAAAAAGGCACCUCAGAACAACCCUAGAAAGAAAACCGAAAAAAGAGAAGCAGACACUUAAAAACGAAUUUAAAAAUAAAUAAAACCAAACCUUACUUAGCAAACAGAAGAAAUAAAACAAACAAUCCACUGGGUAAAGGAACAAAACAAAAUUAACGUUGUGAAUUUCUGAUGCUGCAGCUGGGAAAUAAUAAUUAUGAUAAUACUGUGCUAUUAUGAAUAUUAUUACUGGAAAAGGGAAAAGAAAAAGAAAGAAAGAAAGAAGGAAGGAAGGAAAGAAAGAAAGAAAGAAAGAAAGAAAGAAAGAAAGAAAGAAAGAAAGAAAGAAAGGUGACAUUUGUAUUCUUUGUAGGACAAAAGCACAUUUGAGCGCUUUUCUUUUUAAUUUUUAUAAAUUUUAUUUUAAUGUUUGCGCUUUCCCAUGGACUGCAUUUCACCCAUUUUGCAUGAUAAUGAUUCAGUUUGCAUCUGGGGAAAACUAUAAUAUUCUCUAUACUAAAUGAACACAAUAAUAAUAAAGACUAGGGUGCGGGAAAGGAAAACACGGAUCAAAUUUGUACAAAAAGAGAGAGAAAAGCUUUUAGAAAAAUUUAAAGGAACUCUUUGAAGAGGGAAAUUACCAAUGUUUAUCACUUUUUGUUGGGUUUUAAUCAGCCUUUAUCUCUGCUGAUCUCCCCCCACCCCCCAAUCCAAGUGAUGGUUUAAAGUAGAUGCAAUUGGUUGUCCUUCUUCUCUUCCUCUCUCCUCCUCCUCCUCCGUCGUGGUUUUUUUUUAAUUAUUAUUUUAUUUUUUAAAAUUGUUAUUCUUUUGUUCAACAGACAAUCAUUUUCUUCCUAAGCACCUUUUUUUCUACACUUCUGUCACUGCCUGUGUGGGUACUGGUUAUAAAUGUGGAAAAAGAAUAGUUAUGACUGUAACAGAUUUUUAUUUUUAUUUCAAAAUUUUAUAUGAAUUAUGUAUAUCUUAAUGAUGAGGUCAUUUUUCCCAGUUUGUAAUAUAUGUGUAGAAAAUACUUGUAUAUGAUACUUGCUCUUCUCUUCUUGUGUCCCCUGUCUUGCCCUCGCCCUUCCCCCUCCCUUCUCUUUCCUUCUUAAAAAAAAGACAGAAAAGAAACAACGUUUUCCCUGACUUGGGUUUCUUGCACAAACGUAGCUGUCAGGAGGUGACAGGCUGGGUUUUCAAAAGGGACCUCAGUGAUAGAAGAAACGAGGCUUCGGGUUCCACUGUAGUUUUCUUAUGC
Molecule: messenger RNA, 2930 nt
Organism: Thamnophis sirtalis
Lineage: Eukaryota; Metazoa; Chordata; Lepidosauria; Squamata; Natricidae
Gene: SIX3
Product: SIX homeobox 3
Biological process (GO): brain development; eye development; regulation of transcription by RNA polymerase II
Cellular component (GO): transcription regulator complex; nucleus
Molecular function (GO): RNA polymerase II cis-regulatory region sequence-specific DNA binding; DNA-binding transcription factor activity, RNA polymerase II-specific
Source: RefSeq, a predicted model, not a curated record